CAUCCGAUGGGACAGCGCGGAUAUGGAGCUUGGACACAGGCAAACUUGUGGCUGGUCCAUUCAAAUGUGGUGAUUAUAUAGACACACUUCGAUUCUCGGAAGACUCGAGGAAACUGGCAGUGAUGUCAAAUUGGGGCGAGUGCCUUCAGAGCUCCUGAUUAUUAUUGGCCAACUCCGCCGUUAUUUUGGACAACCAAAGACAAAUCCAUCAUAGCUGCACCCUGCUUCAUGGAUGACUCCACCAUCGAGGGACCCAAGACAAUCUAUGAGUUCGACGCGUCCACGCUCGAGACUGUCAGAGAUCCCUUCGAAGGGCACACCGGGAGCAUCUGUGGUCUAACACUCUCCUCCGAUUGUGUUCUUCUCGCCAGUGCUUCCUACGAUACCAUCAAGCUCUGGUCCUUCGAGUCCCGUCAGCUCCUCGCCUCAUUCGACGUCCAAGCUCCUUAUUCCCUUGCACUCUCACCCGACUCAUGCCAACUGGCUUACACGACACGUGAUGAGCCUAAUAUCUACAUAUGCGACAUUCCAGUCAACAUCCUCGCUAGCAUCGGACUUGCAAAAGAGACAAGCGGUCCUGAAUCCUCACACCUCGCUAAACUGCUCAACUCUGACGCAACACGCCAUACUAUACAAUUGACCACCCACAACCCGUUUUUCUCGGCUUUCUACGCAAACUUCUCUCUUCUUCUCGUACGGAUCCAGUUCGUCCCACCUGCACCAAUGAGUCUCGUAAUCCCUUGGACUUUCCUGCUACUGCGCCUUUGCCUCGUCCACUCAUAAAUCCCCACGAGAACUUUCGAUCACCGACUACCCAAUCCUCUG
Messenger RNA from Suillus subaureus, 825 nucleotides. RefSeq lists its product as uncharacterized. Gene Ontology annotation, molecular function: protein binding. NCBI's taxonomy places the organism in Eukaryota, Fungi, Basidiomycota, Agaricomycetes, Boletales, Suillaceae. The record is from RefSeq and is a predicted model, not a curated record. Bases 229 to 783 code for a protein of 184 amino acids. The transcript is spliced from 7 exons.